This is a messenger RNA of Olea europaea var. sylvestris, 2091 nucleotides long. RefSeq names its product amino acid permease 3-like. NCBI's taxonomy places the organism in Eukaryota, Viridiplantae, Streptophyta, Magnoliopsida, Lamiales, Oleaceae. The record is from RefSeq and is a predicted model, not a curated record. The coding region runs from base 441 to 1901 and encodes 486 amino acids. The transcript is spliced from 6 exons. Gene Ontology annotation, cellular component: plasma membrane.
CGGGUGUGUAAGCGUUGACGUUGAUAAAUGUUCUUCAUUGUUGUGAUUAAAUGCUUGAAGAUUUUGUUUAGUACAAAUGACCUGUCUUUUUCUAUUGGGACCACGUUUCACGUGCUUUUACAUUUUUAGUUGUCGAAAUUUGUCAAAAACUGUUAUAUAUACCACCCUCAAACCUUUACCCUAUGCAUCUUAAAUUUAGCCAUUGCAAUCCUGUUCAGGAGUAGCAUUUAUGGUCUUGAAAUAGUUGGUAACAAGUCUUCUGAUAUAAACUCUCUGGUAUUUUGUACUGAUAAAACUAUUCUUCAAUAUAUUGUUCUUGCAAGUUCUUUCCAACAUAGUUUGUGUUAUUGCUGUCAAAAAAAUCCUGCAGCAAGAAUUUACAAAACUCGAACUCAUUGACUGAUAGAAGUGUGUACUUCUGGCUUCCUUCGAAAUACAAGAUGGGAGAGAGUGCUGCCACCAAUAACCACCGCCAGCACGGCCAAGCAUUUGACAUUUCUGUCGACGUGCCACCACAUUUUAGCUCCAAGGCUAUUGAUGAUGAUGGUCGACCCCAAAGAACUGGGACUGUUUGGACUGCCAGUGCACACGUAAUAACCGCGGUGAUUGGAUCCGGAGUGCUUUCCUUGGCGUGGGCUAUAGCCCAGUUGGGAUGGAUUGCCGGUCCAACCGUGAUGUUCUUAUUCGCCUUUGUGAUUUAUUACACCUCAACUCUCCUGGCUGAUUGUUACCGGUCUGGGGAUCCCCUAUUUGGCAAGAGAAACUAUACUUAUAUGGAUGCUGUUCGGUCCAAUCUUGGCGAAUCUAAAGUAAAGUUAUGUGGCCUAAUUCAGUAUAUGAAUAUUUUUGGAGUGGCCAUUGGAUAUACAAUUGCAGCAUCUAUAAGUAUGAUGGCUAUUAAAAGAUCCAAUUGUUUCCAUGAGAGUGGAGAGAAAAAUCCAUGUCACGUAUCAAGUAAUCCAUAUAUGAUUGGAUUUGGGAUUACACAACUACUAUUUUCUCAGAUUCCUGAUUUUGAUCAAAUAUGGUGGCUCUCAAUUGUUGCUGCUGUCAUGUCCUUCACAUAUUCUUCAAUCGGAUUAGGCCUCGGAGUUGCAAAAGUUGCAGCUAAUGGAACCAUAGGAGGAAGUUUCACUGGAAUAAGCAUUGGAACUGUGACUCAAGCACAAAAAAUAUGGAGGAGUUUCCAAGCUCUUGGAAACAUUGCUUUUGCAUACUCAUUUUCAAUCAUCCUCAUUGAAAUUCAGGACACAGUCAAGUCCCCACCAUCAGAGGCAAAAACAAUGAAGAAAGCCACACUAAUAAGCACUUCUGUAACAACACUCUUCUACAUGCUGUGUGGCUGCAUGGGCUAUGCAGCAUUCGGAGAUCGUUCCCCCGGUAACCUCCUAACCGGAUUUGGAUUCUACAACCCGUAUUGGCUUCUCGACAUAGCAAACGCGGCCAUUGUAAUCCAUUUAGUCGGAGCCUACCAAGUUUACUGCCAGCCACUCUUUGCCUUCAUUGAAAAGUAUACAGCAGAAAAAUGGCCAGAAAACAAGCUCAUAGCCAAAGAUAUCAAAAUCCCAGUUCCAUUUUUCCAACCAUAUAAUCUAAACCUCUUUCGAUUAGCCUGGAGAAGUGGAUUCGUAAUUUUAACCACUGUUAUAUCAAUGCUUUUGCCUUUCUUCAAUGAUGUUGUGGGAAUUCUUGGGGCAUUUGGAUUCUGGCCAUUAACUGUGUAUUUCCCAAUAGAAAUGUAUACUGCACAGAAGAAGCUAGAGAAAUGGAGUUCAAGAUGGAUUUGCCUGCAAAUGCUGAGUGUUGCUUGUUUGAUAAUUUCAGUUGCUGCAGCAGCUGGUUCCAUUGCUGGUGUGGUGCUUGAUCUUAAGGUUUACAGGCCAUUCAAGACUAGCUAUUGAGUUGCUUGAUCUUAAGGUUUACAGGCCAUUCAAGACUAGCUACUAGAUUAUUAAUAUGUGAUUUGAUGGUGUUGUUGAUAUGUACUUUUGUUUUGAAUUUGUCUGCAAAUAAUCAGCAGCCUCAUAGUAAAAAUGGCAAUGAAUUUGACCUUUGUUCAUUCCAUAUUUAAAACAAGCAUUUGAUUUCACA